AAAGAAAAAAAUAUAUAAAAAUCAAAUACAAAAAUAGAGCAUAAAAAAAUAUAAAAAAAAAAAUUUAAAUCGUUGAAUUAACAAUGAGCAACACUAUGACCGCACAUGAACCCAUCAACUAUUUGGACAGCAUCCUUAAUGAGGAGGAGAAACGCUGUGAAUAUAGUCAUCAAUGGCGUAAUUUCACAAUUUCACGGUCGGGACGCUUUAAGUCAAAAAAUAAAAAACGCGACGCUGUCGUCGAUGCUAAAUUAUUCGAUUCAGCCGCACAAAAGUCCAACGAUGAAAGUAACAAUCGCAGCAACAAUGCAACUGCAGCAUACAACAAGGAACAGGAUAAGGUGUGUAUUUUAUUUAAUAAAAAAAAAAAAUGGGAUAGUUUCCCCGUUAUUUAUACAUGCGGCUUGGUUCCACUUACUUAUAAACGUUGA
Molecule: messenger RNA, 431 nt
Organism: Teleopsis dalmanni
Lineage: Eukaryota; Metazoa; Arthropoda; Insecta; Diptera; Diopsidae
Exons: 2
Coding region: 84-431 (115 amino acids)
Source: RefSeq, a predicted model, not a curated record